AUGCAGCUUCUGAACAAGUUGAUGGCUAUCUCCAAACCUCAAAACCUGGCUCUACAUGAACAAAGUGAGGUUCUGAGAGCAGAUGUGUCUUGGCAGCAGGAAACCAUCCCCAUGGUGGAGACAUAUGACUCCGAGGCAUCUCGUCAAAAGUUCAGAUAUUUCCAGUAUUUGGAAGUGUCUGGGCCCCAUGAAGCCCUGAGCCAACUCUGGGAACUCUGUCUUCAGUGGCUAAGACCAGAGAUUCAUACAAAGAAGCAGAUCCUAGAACUGUUGGUGCUAGAACAAUUCUUGGCAAUCCUCCCUGAAGAAGUCAGGACUUUGGUGAAUUUACAGCAUCCAAAGAAUAGCAAAGAUGUGGUGAGCCUCAUAGAAGAUGUGAUUGAAAUGCUUAAAGACGAAGAUACAUUCUGCAAGGAUUCUGUCCUCCAAAACGGGAGCAUCCAGGAGGAGAAAAUAGAAGCUGACUCACUAACAGACAGACUCCAGGAACCAGUGACAUUCAAGGAUGUGGUUGUGGAAUUCAGCGAGGAAGAGUGGGGGCAACUAGACCCUGCUGUAAAGAACCUGUACAGGGAUGUGAUGCUGGAGAACUAUAGGAACCUGAAUUCGUUGCAUAAAGUGAAUUUACUCACCAAACCAGUUGAGAUCCCUGAGUUGGAGAGUAAAAAAAAAAGAUGGAUAAUGGAGGAAGAAAUCCCAAGGAGAACUGUUUUGGACGUUAAGACUGUUUCAGAAAACCAGGAUUCAAUUCCACAGCAGAGAGUUUCUAGAGAAGAAUCAUCCCAUGGAGUGAUUAUGACAAGGCUUACCAAAAGUGAACAUUCUUCCUUAGAUGUCUGGAAAAGUGAGGAUUGGUUAUGUAGGAACCAGAAAAACUGGGACAUAAAUUUGUCACCAGAAGCUUUCAUUCAUACGACAGUCUACACUGAGGAGGGAGACUUUGAAUGUGGUGAAAACAAGAAAAGCUUUGAUGUUAACUCGAUUAACUCAAUUUGUGAUGUACAACAAGGAAUUCCUAUAAGGAAGGGGUCCCCAGAGUGUGAUAAGUUUAAAACUAACUUCAGAUUUAAUUCAGUAAGUGAGCCACAUUCAGAAUAUAAUGAAUAUGGGAAUGCCUUGAGCCUGAGUACAGAUAUUAUUCAACACCAAAAAUGUCAUACUACAGUGAAUUCCUAUGAAUGUUAUCAGUGUGGAAAAGCCUUCAGCAGAAGCUCAUCCCUCAUUCGACAUCAGAUCAUUCACACAGGAGAGAAACCCUAUAAAUGCAGUGAAUGUGGAAGAUUCUUCAACCGACGUACAAACCUUUCUAAGCAUCAAAAAGUUCAUACUAAAGCAAAGGCAUGUGAAGGCAAUAAAUGUGAAAUAGCCUUCAGUACGAGUGAAAACAGUAAUAAAAAUCCAGGAUGCUAUUCUCAAGAUAAUUCCUAUGAAUGUAUUGACUGUGGGAGAUCCUUCAACCGGAGCUCCUCCCUUAUUCGACAUCAAAUGAUUCAUACAGGAGAGAAACCAUUCACAUGUAAGGAAUGUAAGAAAACCUUCAACAGGGGUUCAAACCUUGUUAAACAUCAAAAACUCCAUACUCGAUAA
Messenger RNA from Propithecus coquereli (Coquerel's sifaka), 1587 nucleotides. It is a transcript of the gene ZNF215, whose product is annotated as zinc finger protein 215. The record is from RefSeq and is a predicted model, not a curated record. The coding region runs from base 1 to 1587 and encodes 528 amino acids. The transcript has 5 exons. Gene Ontology annotation, biological process: negative regulation of transcription by RNA polymerase II. Gene Ontology annotation, molecular function: DNA-binding transcription repressor activity, RNA polymerase II-specific. Lineage: Eukaryota; Metazoa; Chordata; Mammalia; Primates; Indriidae.